AUGGCGGUGGGACUUGUAAUGGUGCUUCUCUUCAUCGUGCAAGCCUGGGCACAACAUGAUCCAGCGCAGGUGGUCGGGGCUGUUCAUGGGGUGGCGUAUCUCAGCCCCAGACUGCAAAACCAGACCUACCCCCAAAUCCACUGGCGACGCAACAGCUCUCUGAAGAUCGCCAGCCGGGACAGCAGCGCGAAGGUCCAGUACCCCAACAGCACCUACAAGGGCCGCCUCGAGCUCUUCCCCAACAACACCCUAAAAAUCAGCUCCCUGCAGAAAAACGACAGCAGCACAUACCAGGUCUACCUGGAGGAUGAGGCAGGCAAGGAGCACAUUGAAACCAUCCUCCUGACGGUGUACGAUCUCGUCCCAAAGCCCGUUGUGAAUGUCAAAGUGAUCAGGGAUGACCCGAUGCGAUGUGAAGCCAACCUGGAGUGCUCGGUGGAGCUCGAAGGGGUGACCUACGAGUGGAUCAACCCCAGCAAGAUCCUGCUGGCACAUGUAGGUGACUCUGAGCAGCGCGUCUCCUUCAACCCCUCGAUAGAAACCUACAUCUGCAAAGUCAGUAACCCUGUCUCCUCCAACAGCACCUUGCUGACCUACAGGCACCCCUGCUCCUGGACAGGUGAGUCCUCCGCUGCUGCAUCCCGCACCACCACCAGUGUGCUGGUGGCCGUGGGACUCCUCCUCCUCCUCACUCUGGCUUAA
Molecule: messenger RNA, 702 nt
Organism: Leptosomus discolor (cuckoo roller)
Lineage: Eukaryota; Metazoa; Chordata; Aves; Leptosomiformes; Leptosomidae
Product: CD48 antigen-like
Biological process (GO): T cell activation
Cellular component (GO): membrane; external side of plasma membrane
Source: RefSeq, a predicted model, not a curated record